UGCCAACGGAGUUUGGAACUGGCCUAUAUGAAUUUGCGUAUGUUGCAAAGGACAGCGCUCUCAGUCGGAACACAAACAUAUGUAAAGUACGAUUCAAAGUUGAAGUCAAGACGUGUUCGGUUAUCGGUCAUCCACACAACGGCUUUCAUGACUGUCCUCGGAUAACGGAGUACCUGGUUUUAGGGACAACUUGCCGAUACUUCUGCAAUGAAGGUUAUAAAUUGCAAGGCCCAUCUCGUCAGGAAUGUGAUGGAACAGUAGCCACAUUAAGCUGGACACCAAUGCAAGCACCGAUCUGCCAAAGAAUAACUUGUGGUCCAUUGGAACACCCUUUGCAUGGUUCGGUAUCAUGCACACAGGGUGACUAUUACUUCAGCAUAUGUUCUUAUAGUUGUGAGCAAGGAUAUGGUCUCGAACCAGGAGUGGUGUCAAAUCUCGUUUGCCUGUCAUAUGGUUGGUCUGGAGUGCCAGCUACAGAAUGCACAGAUAAUGAAAGUCCGGUAUUAUCUGGAUGCGAAUCUCAACCUUUGAUUCACCGAUUUUUCCUCCCGGCCAAUGAAAGUGCGUCAGUCUUCAAUUGGACUGUCCCAAUCGCUUCUGACAAUGGUGGUGAAGAGCUAAACGUUAAUGAGCCAAAUUAUCCCAAACCCGGCGUAGAUGAACUGGAGGCUGACUAUUACAAUUUAAUCUACUCAGUCACAGAUGGCAAUGGCAACAUCGGGACAUGUAGUGUACUUCUCAUUGUGUCAGAAAUUCGCUGUGAUCCUCUGCCAAUCCAAGCAGGUCUCCAAGCCUUCUGCAGUCAUGGAAACCUGAUGGGUUCUUUCUGCCAUUUCUCUUGCAUUGACGGAUACUACCUGGAGGGGAACAACCAUGCCAAGUGCCAGCGAAGGAACUCGGGUUCUAAGCAAGGCGAUUGGUCAAAUCCAACUCCCAAAUGCACAGAGGUCCAUUGUGAUUCAGCCCCAGAACUAGAAAAUGGCUUUUUAUCAUUUGGAUUUUGUGACACGAGAUAUCUAUCCCUAUGUGUCUACGAUUGUUCUGAGGGAUACACCAUUAGGAAUCGCAUACUCCAGUGCAUUGGUGUGCCGGGAACCAACUCCGCUUCAUGGAUACCACCAGGGGGUGAUGGACCGGUGUGCGAAGUACAAACUUGUGACAUACCGCCGCUUUAUAGUAUCCUUGAGGUGACCAACGGAACGUGCGAAGAAUCUUCCUCUGUUCCAGUCAAUGAAAUAUGUUCCUUUGGAUGCGUGAAUGGAUACGCUUUGAAAGGGGAUGGCGUUAUUCAGUGUGGCCUGGAUGGAUCGUGGUUGCAACCAAUCCCAGAAUGUGAACCUAUCACUUGUCCCCCAAUACCGGAGCCUAUAAACGGAGGAAUUAAUGGAUGCCCUCUGCAGAUAAAUGUUGAGUAUGGAUCUACCUGCAGUGUCUUCUGUGACGUUGGGUUCAAGCCUAUCAAUGAAAGCGACCCUGUUCACCGUACCUGUGACAAAGAUGAAGAUGACAUAGGGUUUUGGAAUGAGGGUGGAAUAGUAGCAUGUGCUGCUGUGACCUGCCUCCCACUGUCUGAUCCCGUCAACGGUGAAAUAGAAUCGUGUACAAUUGAUGGAUCUAGCACCAACACCAGUCACAUUCAACGUUACAAUACAGUUUGCAAGUCUUCCUGCAACCUUGGCUACACCGCACAGUACAGCAUCACUCGUAGAUGUAUAGAGGAUGGAUCUUGGGAUGGCAUCGAUCAGCUCUGCCAAGAUGAAACCAGUCCGGAUAUAAACUGUCCAUCAGACAGAAUUUUGUAUGCAGACUUCAACCAACUUGAGGCAACAUUUGAAGCUAGCCUUUGGGAGCCUGUUCUUGCAACUGAUGCUGGAAAUAGUCUGACCGCUUACCUGCACAGCAUAAACUCAGAGACUGUAAAUGGAACCAUACCAACAACUGUGGCAGAAGGAGAACAUACAAUAGAGUACCGGGCUACUGAUGUUGCAGGGAAUCAUGAAUCCUGUUCAUUCACUCUAGAUGUCAAAGUAACCAGAUGCCCUCCUUUAUUUAUUCCUGCGAAUGGUGAAAUUCUGAUGAACUCUGGCAGUGGCAGUUGUACCGGCGGGGCAGUAUAUGGAUCGGAGUGCCUGGUUUCUUGUCUGGAUGGUCAUGUACUCUCUGAAGACACAGGGGAUCAGUCUUUUGUCACCCUCGUUUGCAACAGAUCCAGUUCACUUUCCACAGUUGGAAUCUGGAGUGGACAAUUGCCAUAUUGCAACAAAAUUGAAUGUGACAUUCCAAUGGUAUCCAAUGGAUCCGUUUCUGGUUGCCCAUUAUCUGCUGUCUAUGGCGAUUCAUGCUACUUCAGGUGCAACAGUGGAUUCGAGAGCAGCGAAGGAAAGAAGUCUAUUACCAGAGUUUGCCAGGCCAAUGGAACAUUUGAUGGACAAGACCUCAACUGUGAUGUUCAAAUAUCAUGUCCUGCACUGAUGGAACCCAAGCAUGGGUCUGUUUUACCACCUAUAUGUACUCAAUCUGGAGGUGUCCCCUACGAUACACAUUGCUCAUUCUCCUGCAAUCGUGGCUACCUACAAAAUGGAGUUUAUUACAAGACAUGCCUUCCUACUGGAAUGUGGAGUGACACACGUGAAGUAACAUGCACAGACAACGAGGCUCCUGUUUUCUCAUCUCCAUGUCCAAUGAACCACUACUACAACGCUGAGAGGGGUCUUUCAUAUGCCUUCAUACCAGAGAUAAGUGACCUUGAACCAGACGCAUCUGACAACUCUGGAGAAUUCAAUAUUACCCUGAAUUCAAUGAUACCAGCCAAUAACCUGUUUCCCGAGAACCCAACGAGAUUGGUCUACAUGGCCGUUGAUGCAGAGGGCAAUCUAGCUGUCUGUCACGUAAUUAUUCAUGUAACAGUGUUUCGAUGUCCUCGGCUUCAAGCUCCUUUCCAUGGAUCUAUUAUCAACUGUAGUGUUAGCCCUGUGUAUGGAUCUGAAUGUUCCUACAUGUGUAAUGAAGGAUAUGAACUUGAAGGAUCUGAAAGAAGAACUUGUGAACUGAGUGGCAAUCAUGGGCCUGCAAGUUGGACCGGUGAUGAACCAGUGUGCCAAGCAAAGACCUGUCCUGCACUGAUGACCCCUCAAAAUGCUGUAAAAUCUGGCUGCAUCAACAACCCACCAAGCGUUGAAGUUUAUGGCACACAAUGUUUCUUCUUCUGUGUGUAUGGUUUUGAAGGGAUUGGCGAAAGUGGCUCUUUGUGCCAAGCAGAUGGAACAUGGACAAGUACUAAUUUCACUUGCAGAGCUACAUUAUGUGCAGCCUUGGAUAUUCCACAUGGGUCUUCGGUUGCACCAGAAAAUUGUGCCGUCGAUCCUGUUUUUGGCCAGUCGUGCGUUGUAUCAUGCAAUCAAGAAGGAUACCAGCUUUCUCCUCCAAACUUCUCUUUGUUGUCAUGCCUCGGAAAUGGCAAGUGGGCUCCAGGCAACACAACGUUUACAACAUGCAAAGACAUACUGAGCCCAUCGUUCUCUCAGUGUCCCCAAUACCUGACUUUCAAUCCUCCAAGGGGGGAAACGCUUGCUAACGUGUCCUGGAAUGUUUCAGCUACAGACAAUAGUGGGGAAGAACCCACUAUUUCGUGUGACAAGGACCAAGGCCCUAUGGCGGAAGGUGACUACCAGGUGAGAUGUGCUGCCUCGGAUGCCACAGGGAAUAGCAGAGUGUGUACAUUUGACAUCGAAGUGCAGAUUCACAGAUGCCGUCAAUAUUGGCUUCCACCGUUCGCUGAAUUUGUUGGUGCCUGUGAAACCAUUUGGGGUGCCGAGUGCAAUAUAGCUUGCUCUUAUGGCUACCAGCUGAUAGGGUCUAGUAAGGUCACGUGUGAGUAUGAUGGCUCUAAAACAAGCUGGAAUGCAGAAACGACACCUACAUGUGAAGCAAUCCAGUGUGAUCCUUUAGAACUGCCUGAACAUGUCAACAUCAAUCCACCGUUGUGUGCUGGCCCUGUACCUGUCAAUGCAAGGAUAAUGUGCACACCAUAUUGCCCAACUGGUAGAGAUCUACAAGGUAAUGGGCUGCCCAUCGUUUGUGAAGAUAAUGGUCAAUGGAGCAGAUUCAUUAACAGUUCAUCGGAAGAUUUUGCAUGUAAAGACAUCACCGCACCAAUCUUGAAAUCCUGUCCAUCUCCCCUUACUCUUACAAGGACCGAGGCCUGGGGUGUGACAGCAACUUUUGUUGCUCCUACAGCUACUGAUUCUGUAGACGGUAGUGAUCUAAUUGUCUUAACGUUACCAUCUGAUCUUGCAUCCCCAUACAACCUCACUGAAGACUCCACACUCAUCUACACCUUUGACAUGGCUGGAAAUAAUGUAUCAUGUUCUUUUAUAAUUUAUGUUCAAGACGAACUUUACCCAGUUGUGGAGUACUGUCCCAACAACACUGAAGUCAGCACCAGCCAACAAUUAACUGAAGUCACCUGGGAUCUGCCCAUAUUUUCCGAACCUACGGGGGACCCCUUGGAUAUUUCCUGCAACUAUGAGGACGGCAUGGCAACCCUUGCUAUUGACAAGGAUCACUUGGUAGAAUGCAAGGCAACAAAUCUUGAUAAUUCUAAAACUUCUACCUGCAGCUUCAUCAUAAGCGUUAAAAGAGUUCCCUGCCAAGGCCUAGAUCCCCCGGUGAAUGGAGCUCUGAGUUGUAGCGGUUGGUCCGGUGGCACAUUUUGCUCGAUCUAUUGUAACAAAGCUUUUGACAUUCCAACAUCAUUUCUGGAUAUCCCUGAGUUUUAUGUGUGUGAUAUAUCUGGCCAAUGGAAUCCACAUGACACAGUACCAGACUGCACAGAGACAAGGAAUGGAAAUCGAAUCAACCUUCCAAGUGAAGUACAUUACUAUAGUGGCACCUGCGGUACUAAUCAAACCAAUCUGCAGAUCGCAAGUGCAUUCCUCAAUGCCUUUCAGCUUUCAGGAUUUUCAAGCGUCUGCACGGAUAAUGAUGGAUGUGCAGUGGAAAAUGUACUAGUUACAUGUGGACCCAUCGAUGGAGCAAACGAACGACGGAAGCGGGGUCUUGUACAAAGGAAGUAUGGACAUAAGGAAGGCCCUGUGAGGAAAAUAGAGAAGAGAGACAUUUCUGAAUAUAGGUUUACUGUCAGAUUUUGGUUUGGACGUAAUCUGACGAUUGCUGAAGACCAAGACCCCUUUGAUGCAGUUUUGGACUCAGAGGGUGAAAUGAUCAAGGUUGUGGAAACUCUUGUUGAAAAUGGCGAUCUGGACCUGAACUCCACUGUUUCUGAUGUUUCUUUAGAUCUAGACAAAUCAUCUAUCUCAUUUGAUUAUGCAGAACUGGUGUGCGAUCCUCCAUACACAGUGGACAAUGAUGAUUAUCUUUGUGUACCAUGUGGAAGGGGUUUUCAUUAUGACAAUGAAACUCAGGAGUGUCUACAGUGUGAAGUGGGGUCCUACCAAGACUCCCAUGCCCAGUUCACAUGUCAACAGUGCCCUGAAGGACAGUCUACACUUGAUGUUGGAUCUGUGAACAUGACCCAAUGCAGAGAUAUUUGCCAGCCCGGCCAAAGUUCAGACUCUGGACUAGCACCAUGCAAUCCUUGCCAGAUAGGUAGCUACCAAGAUGAAUUAUAUUCUACUGAAUGUGUCACCUGCCCCAAUGGAACGUCAACUGAAAGCAAAGGUUCCAAUUCGCAUCUUGAUUGUAUUGAGAUUUGUGAAGCAGGAGAGUACUCCCCAUCAGGAUUCGUUCCUUGCACGUUGUGUCCUCUUGGUACUUACCAGAGUGGAACUCAACGAAGUCAAUGCCAUGAGUGUCCAGGCGAGACUACAACACUGCAGACGGGUUCAACUGAUGCAUCUAUGUGUGUUGAUAUUGAUGAAUGUGCAAGCCUCCCAUGCCAACAGGGUGCAUCCUGCGUUGAUGGAAUCAACUCAUACACAUGCUUAUGUAGGAAAGGUUAUAGAGGGCGUUUGUGUGCCGAUCGUAUUCUGUGGUGCGACUCUGGUCCUUGCCUCAACGGAGGAUCUUGUGUGGAGGAAGGUGACGGGUUCUCAUGCAUUUGUGCUCCUGGAUAUACAGGCUACUUAUGCGAGAUAGAAGUAGACUACUGUGAUCCACUACCAUGCAUGAAUGAUGGAACUUGUAUGAACAACGAAGGUGAUUUUGAGUGUUCUUGCCCAUUUGGAUUUGGUGGUAAAACCUGCGCAGACGAAAUAGACUACUGUCCAGAAAAUCAGUGCGAAAAUGGAAGAUGCAUAGUUUCUGAACUUGCAUUAGGUGGGUACUUCUGUGAAUGUAACGCAGGAUUUACAGGAUUGACCUGUUCUAUCAACAUUGACGAAUGUAAGAGUAGCCCUUGCUUACAUGGUGGUGUUUGCAUCGAUGGUAUCAACAGUUUUACCUGUUCAUGUACAACUGGAUUUAAUGGUGUGGAAUGUGAAGGAGACAUUGAUCUAUGUGCUGAUUGGAACUGCCAGAAUGGUGGUACAUGCAAGGAUCUAGGCGACAGCGUAAUCUGUGCAUGUGCUGAAGCCUAUGCUGGGCAGCACUGUGAAGAAGUUAGAACAGCUUGCAGUGACUCCCCCUGCAGAAAUGGAGGAACAUGCUCAGCUGUUGACGACACAACAUUGGCAUACGAAUGCUCUUGUACUGAGCGAUUCAUAGGACAAAUGUGUGAAACCAAAGUGAACUUCUGUCUGUCCGAUCCUUGUAGAAAUGGAGCCACCUGUGAGGAUGACGUCUUUAGCUACAUCUGCCAUUGUCCUGCUGGAUAUCAAGGGGAAACCUGUUCUGAAGUAAUACGAUGGUGCGAUGACACUCCAUGUGGACUGAAUGCAACCUGCAUUGAAGAGACUGAUUCCUUCACCUGCCUAUGCAGUGUGGGUUACACUGGACCGAGAUGUGAGGACGUACUAACGUUCUGCAAUUCCCAAAACCCCUGCCGCAAUGGAGCUACUUGCAGUGGAGACCCGGAUACAUUUGAGUGCCAUUGCCCACCUGCAUACAACGGUAUGUUAUGUGAGCAUAUGAUCGACCCUUGUGCUGCUUCACCCUGCCUGAAUGGUGGUACAUGUGUUCAGGAACAGCUUUCGUAUCAGUGCGACUGUUUGCAAGGAUUUGAAGGAAUUCACUGCGAAGUUGAUCAAAAUGAAUGUAACAGCAAUCCAUGUGAGCAUGGAACCUGCACCAAUACCCCAGGCUCUUUUGAAUGCGAAUGUGAAGCAGGGUACACUGGGGUUACCUGUUCAGAAGAUGUCCUAUGCAGCCCAAAUCCUUGUGAAAAUGGAGGAGUCUGUGAGAACCUGAACACAAGAUAUCGUUGCGAAUGUGCCUUAGGAUUCAGAGGAAGAACGUGCGGUACCCAAAUAGACUACUGUCGACAAAACCCUUGCAUCGGUCAAAACACUGACCACUGCGAGAAUCUAGUUGGUAGUUACCUGUGUACCUGUAAGAUUGGAUUCUCAGGAUCACGAUGUGAGACAGAGAUUGACGAGUGUGCAAUGUCCCCGUGUCUGAAUGGUGGAAGCUGCAUCAACCAAUGGGGGAGUUUCACAUGCCAAUGUCAACCGGGCUUCACAGGUGACCGUUGCGAUGAAAACAUUGAUGAUUGUGUCAAUCACAAUUGUGAAAAUAAUGGGACCUGUGUCGAUGAGAUCAAUAGAUAUAGCUGCCAGUGUACCCAAGGAUCGUAUGGGUCACAUUGUCAGCUGAGGUCAACACUCUGUGAUAACAACCCUUGCCGCAAUGGAGGUUUGUGCAUUCUCAAUGAAGAUGGCUUCCAGUGUGAAUGUCUGUCUGGUUUCAAAGGUGAAACCUGCGAAUAUGACAUUGAUGACUGCAAAAAUCAUCUCUGCGCUCAUGGCUCCACGUGCCAAGACCAGUGGAAUAGCUACCGCUGUAUGUGUCCACUAGGCGUCACUGGCAGGCUUUGCGAUGAAGAGAUCGACAACUGUCUGUUGAAUCCUUGCCAACAUGGAUCGACAUGCAUAGAUGGAAGAUCAAGAUUUACGUGUGCUUGUGCAAACGGAUUCAUGGGAAGGUUGUGUGAAGUUGACAUCUUGGAAUGUUCUUCCUCACCUUGUCACAACUUUGGUACAUGUAUAGAAGGAACAAACAGAUUUGAUUGCCAGUGCCCUGAAGGUUAUCGUGGUACAACUUGUGAAGAGCUUGUUAGUUCAUGUGUGUCGAGCCCAUGCAAGAACAAUGGAACCUGCAUAGACGUCCUCAGAAAUUUCAUCUGCACAUGUCCUCCAGGGUAUACAGGAGACACAUGUGGAACAGUUAUUCCUGACAACUAUGAUCUUAAAUUGGAUCAUCAAACAUCGUCCACUGUGUUUUCUGCUAAUGUCAGCACCGACUUAGAAAAUGUAACUGUAUCACUCUGGAUGAUGGCAGAGAUGACAUCACCCAACAAGCAAUUCUUCAACCUUCAAAUGGGCAAUCUUCACUUUGGUAUUUACAACCCCUGCAGUCUUAUUUUCAUGGAGGCAGUUCGGAAUUAUUCAUCUGAUGGUCUUUCCGUUUGUGAUGGUCGUUGGCAUCAUCUGUUGCUUGUAUUUAUCCGAACUGGGGGAUGGUCUGUUCUUUUUGAUGGUUCUGAGGCUGCAAGUGACGAUGGCGAUGGAUCUGAUUAUCGUCUCUCAGGAAAAUUGCAGCUUGAAGUUGGAGUAAUUGAGCUGGACAGAAAUGAUUCAAUCACAAUGACUGGUAUCAAUGUUUGGACUGGGGAUAUUCCAGAGGAUGUGAUGUCAAGAGUCAAAUCAGAGUGUUUGCCACAGCUAUAUGGGAACAUUAUUUCAUGGACAGACUUUGACUCGCACCAGGAUUUUUCGACAUCUUCAGCGACUCCUUCAGUGUGUGAUGAUACGGAUGAAUGCAAAGUGCUGGAUCCUUGUCUGAAUGGAGCAACAUGUGUGGACGAACUCCGUUCUUAUACUUGUGUAUGUCUUACGGAUUAUACCGGAAUUCACUGUGAGAGGUUCAUAGAGCUGUGCAACACCGAUAGCUGUGAACAUGGAGGAACCUGUACAACCAUGAAUGGGACUACUCAUUGUUCAUGUCCAGAUAGAUUCUUCGGAGAGUUUUGUGAGCAUGAGAUAAUUGAUGGUGGUUGGAGUGACUGGUUGCCAUGGAGUCCAUGUAGCGCAUCUUGUGAAGGUGGAACUCGAAAUACUUCAAGGGAGUGUACUAACCCACCACCUAAUGAAUAUGGUCAACCUUGUACAGGCGAAAGUGCAAAAGAAGAACCCUGUAACCCUCAGGAUUGCCCUGGUUGCCUUCAUCUGCAGAAUCCUGAGAAUGGCACAGUGAGCUGUUGGAGUGAAGAUGAAACCAAGAGAUGUACUGUUAAGUGCAACUCAACUGACUUUGGCUUUGUUCAGCCCACGCUGGACUUGUAUUCCUGUGGUCCAGAGACAGACUAUAAAUGGGAUCAUCAACAUGAUUACAAUCGUAGAGCCAUCCUUCCUCCAUGCAAGGAAACAAUACCCGCAGAUUCGCUGGAUGCUCAAGUCAGCUUGCCUUUUCCUGCAGCAACCUGUGUUUCAUCUGUUCAAGAAGAGAAUAUUCUAGUAAUAGCCACCUCUAAUAUUUUGGAUAAUGUUUAUGCGAUUGGCUGUGAAAAUUGUGCUGUUUCCAAUGUACAGGUCAGCAAUUGUGGGCUAUCAAGAAAGCGAUCACUUGAAGAAUCUCCGGUCACUAUUUCCUUUGACAUAGAUCUUAGCAAUGCUACUGAGACUAUCACUGACUUUGGAAGCAGUUUCCAGCAACGUUUAGAAAAUGGAUCAUUUUCUCUUGAACUGGAUGGUGUAGUCAUCGCAGUUGACGUUAACAGAACCACUGGUGAUGUCACGAUAGCUUGUCCAAUUGGAACUGGCCUAACAUUGGAGGGUAGAUGCGUUGUAUGCCCGGCCGGUAAUUAUCAUUACGUGCUGCCAAACACAACUGAAGCUGUAUGUGCACCAUGUGCUUUACAUACCUACCAGAAUCAAGACGGCCAAGAUGAUUGUCUUCCAUGCCCUUCAGGUUUGAUAACAAACGAUCCAGGGGCUGAUGGUAUCCACUUCUGCAUUGAUCCGGACCAACCAUGUCCAGUUGGUCAUUACCAAGAUGUUUGGGCUGAUUCCAAUGAAACAGUAUGUAUAAAAUGUCCUCAUGAUUCCUACCAAAACGAAACUGGAAAGGAGAGCUGUAUACCAUGCCCUGAUAAAUAUGUAACUCUGGAACAGGGAUCAACAGACUUGUCUGAUUGUGUUGCUCUGUGUGAUGCUGGGCAUUAUGUUGAUCUUUCAAACGAGACCAAUCCACAAUGUCCUCCGUGUCCACUCAACACAUUCAUAGAUCUUGAUUUGCAUAAAAAACAAGAAUGCUUGCCAUGUCCAACAGGAAUGAUUACUGUUCGGAAUGGAAGUUCUCGAAGUGCUGAUUGCCUUGUCGUUUGUCAGCCAGGGACCUAUCUAGAAAGUUCAUCUUGCAUUCCAUGCCCUUUAAACACCUACCAGGACCAGACCAGUCAUCGUGAAGGUUCAUGCAUCAAUUGUACUGGGAACCUUGUUACUCUUCACGAGGGUUCAGAAAACAAAGAAGACUGUGAAGAAGAGCCUGAUACUUCUCAAUUAGGCAUGAGCCAGGGUCUACUUAUCGGCAUCAUUGUAGCCGCUGUCAUUGGCCUUCUACUAGUUAUCCUUGUUGUGGCUGUCCUGUUUAGAUUGAAAAGGGGAGCUCGAGUAAAGUUCCAUGAGACAACCAUGGCGAUGAAGACGAUUGAAGGCACAAGUGGGGAAAGUAAUGGUUAAGUGCUAAGUCUUCCUUUGGAAAGAAGUUCAUAUUCAGAAAGGCUAUCCAGAUUGAAGAGAUAAGAUGUCAGGCUCAACCAAAUUCUGAACACUCACACCACCUUCACUACUUCAAUGCAUAUCUG
Molecule: messenger RNA, 10918 nt
Organism: Lytechinus variegatus (green sea urchin)
Lineage: Eukaryota; Metazoa; Echinodermata; Echinoidea; Temnopleuroida; Toxopneustidae
Product: sushi, von Willebrand factor type A, EGF and pentraxin domain-containing protein 1-like
Biological process (GO): heterophilic cell-cell adhesion; establishment or maintenance of epithelial cell apical/basal polarity
Cellular component (GO): protein-containing complex; plasma membrane
Molecular function (GO): calcium ion binding
Source: RefSeq, a predicted model, not a curated record